CGCGCCUGCGGGGAGCUCCCGACCCGCUCCGCGAGCCCGUGUCCCGCACGCACCGCCGCCAUGGCUACAAAGGACCCCACGGCUGUGGAGAGAGCCAAUCUCUUAAACAUGGCUAAACUGAGCAUCAAAGGGCUCAUCGAGUCCGCCCUGAGCUUUGGCCGUACCCUAGACUCCGACUACCCGCCUCUGCAGCAGUUCUUCGUGGUAAUGGAGCAUUGUCUGAAACACGGCCUGAAAGUGAGAAAAUCAUUUUUGAGUUAUAACAAAACUAUUUGGGGCCCUCUGGAACUGGUGGAGAAGCUGUACCCAGAAGCAGAGGAAAUCGGAGCGAGUGUCCGGGAUUUGCCUGGGCUUAAGACUCCCCUGGGCCGUGCUAGAGCGUGGCUCCGAUUAGCCCUCAUGCAGAAAAAAAUGGCUGAUUACCUGCGUUGCUUAAUUAUCCAGAGGGAGCUCCUAAGCGAGUUCUACGAGUACCACGCCCUGAUGAUGGAAGAGGAGGGAGCCGUGAUUGUCGGGCUGCUGGUCGGCCUGAACGUGAUUGAUGCCAAUCUGUGUGUGAAGGGAGAGGACCUAGACUCCCAGGUUGGAGUGAUUGAUUUCUCGAUGUAUUUAAAGAAUGAAGAAGAGAUCGGAAACAAGGAAAGGAACGUUCAAAUUGCCGCCAUCUUAGACCAAAAGAAUUAUGUUGAAGAGCUAAACAGACAACUCAACAGCACAGUCAGCAGCCUCCAUUCAAGAGUGGACUCGUUAGAAAAGUCAAACACUAAGCUGAUCGAAGAGUUAGCAAUAGCGAAGAAUAAUAUCAUAAAGCUCCAAGAAGAAAACCAUCAGUUACGUAGUGAAAAUGAAUUGAUCUUAAUGAGGACUCGGCAGCACCUGGAGGUUACCAAAGUGGAUGCAGAAACCGAGCUUCAAACAUACAGGCAUUCCCGGCAAGGUCUAGACGAGAUGUAUAAUGAUGCCAGAAGGCAGCUUCGAGACGAGUCGCUGCUCCGACAGGAUGUGGAGAAUGAGUUAUCAGUACAAGUUGGCAUGAAGCAUGAGAUCGAGCUGGCCAUGAAGCUGUUGGAGAAAGAUAUUCACGAGAAACAAGAUACUCUCAUAGGCCUUCGGCAACAGCUGGAAGAAGUCAAAGCAAUCAACAUUGAGAUGUAUCAAAAGCUGCAGGGCUCUGAAGAUGGCUUAAAAGAAAAAAAUGAAAUAAUUGCCCGACUAGAAGAAAAGACCAAUAAAAUCACUACAGCCAUGAGGCAGCUGGAGCAAAGAUUGCAGCAAGCAGAGAAGGCGCAAAUGGAAGCUGAAGCCGAGGAUCAGAAAUCUGCCCAAGAGUGUCUGAGCAAGUCCGACAGUCUGCAGAGACAGAUCUCGCAGAAGGAGCAGCAGCUGGUGCAGCUGGAAACGGACUUGAAGAUUGAGAAGGAAUGGAGGCAGACUUUGCAAGAAGAUCUUCAAAAGGAAAAAGAUGUCCUAUCUCAUCUUAGACACGAAACCCAAAAAAUCAUAAGUCUUAAAAAAGAGUUUCUUAACCUCCAGGAUGAAAAUCAACAAUUGAAAAGAAUAUAUCACGAACAAGAACAGGCUCUGCAAGAACUUGGCAGCAAACUCUGCGAAUCUAAACUUAAAAUAGACGAUAUAAAAGAAGCCAACAAAGCGUUACAGGGACUGGUCUGGCUAAAAGACAAAGAUGCAACCCACUGCAAGCUUUGUGAGAAGGAAUUUUCACUCUCCAAAAGAAAGCACCACUGUAGAAACUGUGGGGAAAUUUUCUGUAAUGCCUGCUCUGACAACGAGCUGCCUUUGCCCUCUUCACCAAAGCCAGUUCGAGUGUGUGAUUCCUGUCAUGCAAUGCUCAUUCAGAGAUGUUCCUCUAAUGUGCCGUGACACGGGAACUCAUGCUCCUGCACAGAAGCACCUGCAGUGAGGGAGGGCUGUGCACAGCAGUGCCAAGUCAGCGCUGUACCUCGCCUCCAGCUAACACACAGGUUUCUAAGUUCUAUGGGUUAGUAUUCCAUUCCUGUACUUAAUCAGAUUUUAAGAUAGCAUGUUUGAUCACUACUCAACAUCAAGUAACCUUUAACAAAAGGUCAGAUAGCAGAGCUAAUGCACAGUUGCCUUACCUUAUAGAGGCCUUCUUGAGAACAAGGCCACAGCUCAUUUGCUUCUGAACUGUUGAGUUGGCACCUGAUGGUGCCCGUAUAUCUCUUAAUGCACUUUAAAAUUGUCACAGUUCUCAGAGAAAAACUGGAAAUGCAUUCACUUUAUGUUACAUGCCAAUUUAACAUUGUUUUUUGAAAUGGUGGCUCAUGCCUUUAAUCCCAGCACUUGGGAGGCAGAGGCAGGUGGAUCUCUGAGUUUGAGGCCAGCCUGGUAGACAGAGCAAGUUCCAGGUCAGCCAGAGCUACACAGAGAAACCUUGUCUUAAAAAGAAAAAGGGGCUGGUGAGAUGGCUCAGGGGUUAAGAGCAUCAACUGCUCUUCUGGGGGUCAUAAGUUCAAAUCCCAGCAACCACAUGGUGGCUCACAACCAUCUGCAAUGGGAUCUGAUGCCCUUAUAUGGGUGUCUAAAGACAGCUACAAUGUACUUGGGGACGGAGCAAGAGAGAAAAGGGAAGGGGGGAAAAAAAGAAAAAAGAAAGGAAGAAAAGACAGAUUGAAUCAAAGUUGUUCAUUUAUUACCAUGAACUUUGCCUCAGCACUGAAGUGCUGGGGAUACAGGUGUGUGCUUCCAUCCCAGGCCUGUCUAUUCUUCAUUGUCUGGUAAGAUUCUAAUUUAGUUGUAUCUAUUUGCUUGCUCUUCUCCCUUCUCUACAAUGGAAAAGACCAACGAUUUUAUCCCAUCCUUUUCUUUUUACUUGUCCAUACCUUUCAUAUAGUGGACUACAGGAUCAGUGAUCUGGCCUCUAGCUUUUCCUUCACUUUUUAAGGGGAAGUUUUACUAAUAACCAUCAUCCUUAUCACAGAUUCUGUAAAGGGUCAGAUUCCAAAGGAGAAACCAUUCCUUCCCAGGGAACAGAGGGAAAGAGUGAGACCACAGGACUUUAAAGACUGAUUCUAAACAUUAAAAAUAAGAGAGUUUAAAACUUUGCCUUUGCUAUGAAAGAAUUAAGUUUCUCCACCCUCAGUUCUCUUAAGAACUUCUAGGAAGCAUUACAUUGGUGUGUUUACACUUACAAUAGAAUUUCACCCAAUGUGUAUCAAGUACCUUUAUGCUAUGGUCUUAGGUAGAUAGUGGUUCCUUAUUUUUUUUAAGCAGAGGGGGGAAAAAAGCAUUAAGUUACUUAUCAUGACCAUUUAGGAUCUUAAAUAUAUUAACUUCCAGUCUUGUUCUUUUAAAUCUAUAAACCUUUCAAACUCUAGCGAUUUUACAUUCCCAAGAACACUGUUCAGUGUUUGGGUACUUUUAUGAUCCCCUUUUCUGUAGGAUCUUUUCAUUUGCUGUGUUUAAGUUUUUAUAAACUGCCAAAAUUACAAAACUAGUAUUUACCAGCUUCUGUGGUCUGACAGAUUUCUAGAUGUCUCUUCUUUUGGAGACAGGGAAACCAAUCCCAAGUCGGCCUCCAACCUGGUGUGCAGCAGGGGAAGCCCUUCAACUGCCUCUCUGCCUUCCACACCUCCCAGCUGCUGAGAUUAUAGCUGUCUGGUGUUUGUAUGUGGUGCCGGGGAUGGAAGCCCUGACUUUGUGCACAUUGGCCUGGUACUCUACCAACUGAGUCACUCCCUGACCCAGAUGCCAUUUGUUGAACAUGGACAGAAAUGGUCUUGAGACAGCAUUAAGACAUUAAGGCAGGAAAGGAGGACUACCACAAGUUUCAAGAACAGCUUGCCGGGUCCAUCCCUAUGCUAUAUAUGCACAGUGAAAACCUGGCACAAAAAUUAGAAAGGGGGGGGAGAAUUCUUGAACCACUCUAUACUGAUGGGGAUGACUAACAUUUUUUUCUGACUGUUGAAAGUGAGCAUAAAUGAAAAAAUUUCAAAUGCUUUAUUAUGUGCUUUUUAUUACGACUCAAAAUUUGUAUCAUAAACACAGGCCUUUUCUGGAGCAGCAUUAACUUGUUCCCCACUGUGUCUGAGAUAAGAAUAUAGCUCAGUGGUAAAAUGUUUGCUUAUUGUGGCUAUUAAGAGCCUGGGUUCUCAAUUCACUUCACAGUACUAUCACCAACACCAAAAAAACCUCCCAACUUUAAAUUUAGGAUAUCCUACUCAUUAUAGAACAUUCACAAUCCUUGUUUUGCAGAAAACAUCUGUCACUCCCUUACUUCCCUAGCCAGGACUACCACAAGGAUGUAAUCAUGGUGCCAAGGAAUUGCAAUUGUAAUUCUGAUCUGUAAUGUUUUUAAAAUAAAUGUGAUUUUAUAAAACGGA
Messenger RNA from Grammomys surdaster, 4361 nucleotides. RefSeq names its product RUN and FYVE domain containing 2 (gene Rufy2). Lineage: Eukaryota; Metazoa; Chordata; Mammalia; Rodentia; Muridae. Gene Ontology annotation, cellular component: cytoplasm. The record is from RefSeq and is a predicted model, not a curated record. Gene Ontology annotation, molecular function: metal ion binding. The transcript has 18 exons. Bases 61 to 1881 code for a protein of 606 amino acids.